AUGACUGAAGUUGCAGAAAGGCCUCAUGUGCCAUUGGGGUUCGAAAUAGACUCUGAAAACUCAACUUUGGCAGUUCAGAUCAAGUCAUUUAUCGCUGUUUUAGCUUCAGCUUUAGGUGGUUUAGAUUAUUCUUCAGAAUCAGCAACUCCUCCAUAUAAACUUGGUGAUGAAGCAUUUGCAUGUUUAAAAGAUAUUUUGAAAUGGAUCAGAAAUUAUGAUAAGGAUAAUCAUACUUUAGAAGUCUCAAUAGCUUGUGCAGAAUCUGGGUUAGUGAUCAAUGAUCUUAUAGUUAUAUUAUGUGAAUGGGAAGCUGGAACUUUGAAUAAAGAUGCACCUUCAUUUGUGAGGUCUUUAAAUGAUAAGAUUGCAUUAGCAUGUCUAGAGAUUCUGGUUCCUCUCACUUGGGAACUUGAAUUGAAAGAAGGGAUGUAUAAAGAUGAACUUGAACAUUAUACAUCAUUAAAGAAACAUCAAGUUAAUUACAAAAAGCAUAUUUUAUCAUAUAGAAAUGGGAGAACCUUGAAAGCUAUUGUUAAAAUUGCAUUACCAAUCAUUGCUAAAGAUAAAAGAGAUAGAUCAACAAGAGAUACAGGUAUUUUGAAGCUAUGUGUUUUAUUUUUCAGAAAUGUCUUAGCAAUAGAACCAGCACCAGUUACCAAAGAGACAUCAAAAGCUUUGAAGCCAGGACAAAUUGCUCAAAAUUUACCAUUAGGUGUGAACUAUGAAGAUAUUGGAUUGGAUGCUGUCCUUACUGCAUUUGAAGAUAACUUAGUUUUUCAAUUUUUAUUGACGAUUUGUGGGUCUAUUACUGGUGAAUAUGACGCAUCUAUUUUGUCUUUUGCAUUACUAGAAAUGGUGUAUGGUCUUACUAGGGGUGUUCAAGCUUCACAUAUGAUUGAUCCCACAACAGCAUUAUCAGAAAGAAAUAGAGUUGGAUUAUCAGGCCCGGCUCCAUCAUCAGCAUCAACUGCAACAAAUGAAUCAACAACUUCUUUGGGUUUAUCAGAAUUGUUAUCAGAGGAAAAAAAUAUGAAUUCCAAAAGAGUUUUACAAAAUGGAAGCACAAGACAUGGAAGAUUCGGAACAUUAGUUUCUUUACAAACUCCAGAUCAAGGGAGAUUAACGAUAUCAGGUCAAAAGGGUCUUUCAGAAAAUCAAAAUACAAUUGCAGCUUUUGAUUCUCGUAAACAAUGGCAUAAAUCAAAACAAUUCAAAUAUGACUCAGAUGACUAUGUUAUAUUUGCACCUGUCAGUCUUUCAAAACAACCAAGAAAUAUUCUGAACAAAUUCGCAAAUGACUUUUUAGAUGGUGCAUUCAACCCAUUGAUUAACGCAACAGCUAGAGAAUUAUCAAGUGAAUCUACUCCACAAUCAAGAGCUAAUACGUCCAAGAUUCACUUUUUAUUAGUAGUUGCUUGGUUUUUAGAAGCUGAACGUGCAAGAAAUGGAUUGAAAACAGAUGAUAUAGAUUAUGGUCUUGUUACUGCUGGGCUUAAUGAAAGAACAUUUAUUUUAUUACUUAAAUAUCUUGCAGAAUCUGAACUAGAGAAGAACUGGCCUUUAUCACAUGCUGGUAUGAUUACAUUUAAAGAAGUGUUGAAAACUGUUAAUCGUAUGGGUACCUCUGAAAAUGAAGAUGAUAAAGAUGUUUCAUUAAAUAUUAAAGAAAGACUUUUCCAUAAGAAUGAAGUUUUAGCGGAACUAACAAAACUUCCAAAAAUUGCCCAUAAACAUUCUCCAAAUUAUGUUAAUAAUUGUGUUGAAUUGGUUCACGUGGUGAUAUCUACUCUAGAGGAAUUUUCAAAUGAAAAUAUGCCUCUUUUUAUCCAACAUAAUAGAAAGAGUAGAAAGAAGAAAAAUGUUACUGAAGAACAAAGAGAUAUAGAUGAUAUUAAUUCGGGAGAUGAAGAAGAGAUUAACAGCAGAGGUAAACAGAUGUCAAAAGAAAGAAAGUUCAAUUUUGAUAGUUACCAAAGACAAUUUGUGAGUACAGAAAGUAUUGAUACAUAUAUCUCAUAUUUGAACAGAUAUGAAGAUUUAAAAGAAUCAGAAAUCAAAAGAGCAAUCCAGUUUCUUCACAGAGUGUUUGUCACGCAAAAAAAUACCACUAUGCUUUUUCGUAUGGAUUUUAUGCUUCUACUUCAUACAUUACUAUCUAAAGAUGGUUUACCAAGAAAGUCGCAUAUCAGAAAGCAUGUCUCUCAAUUUUUAAGUUAUUUUAUGAAAAAGUUGAAAAAAUCUUUAGAAUCAACACCAAGUUUGUACAUUGAAUUAUUAUUUAAACCUUUAGCUUCAAAAGAGACUAGACAUUUCAUGCUACACGGUGAAUUAUACGCAGAGAAGAAGAGUAUUAAGAAAUCCAAUAAAUAUGCUAUUAUUAAAGGACAAAAUGAAAUGGAAUUGGAAAAGAAGGUUUCAAUUCUUGUUGCUGCAUUAAUUGAUGAUGACAUGAAAGCUCAUGUUGAAUGGAUUGGUGAAGAAUUAGAAAGAAUUGUCAUUGAUAGAUUAGAAACUGCUGAAAGUGAUGUUCAACAACAUAAAGAUUCUGUUGAUAUUGAUGGUAUCGAAAAUUUUUCUAGUGAGCCAGUUCAACACAAAGAUUACAAAAUCACUUCACAAAACACCACAUUUGCUAAUUCGCUAGUUACCAAUCCUAAAAUAAGAUAUUUAUUAGAUCUUGCUGAUGUUGAUUUACCUUCUCAAACUGAUGAAGAUUGUAUUUUUAAGUCAACAUCAAAUCAAAUGAGACUUUCAGAAACUUUAACUUACAUCAAGAUGUAUUUGAUGCAAGCAGUUGAUUUUGGUGAAAAUAAAAGUGCUAAUGAUUUCAUUAAGAUCAAAAAAAUUGGUGGCUUAUAUCAAGAUGAUUUCAGUGAUAUUGAUAACGAUUAUGGCAACGAUGAUUAUGACUCUGAUGAAGAAGUUGCAUUUGAAGUCGCUGGUACUAGAAAAAAUGAAGGUUAUAACGAUGAUAUCUUGGAUCAACUUGAAGAUAAAAUUGGUCAAGCUGAUGGAUCAUCUGCAAAAGGUGUUGCCAAGUCAAAGAAUAAACCAGGUAGAUCUGUAUCAUCCAGAAGAAAGAGAGUUAGUGAUGAUUCAGAUUCAGAAUCAGAAGAUGACAGACCAAGAAGAACAAAGAAAAAGAGAAGAAACCGUGGUGCUGCAUUGCCAUAUCAUGAUGUCUCUGGUGAUGAAGAAGAAGGUGCUAGACGCAAAGCUCCACCUAAGGUACAAGAACAUGUUUCAGAUAAAUAUGUUAAUGAUUCUGCUGAUGAAAGUGAAGAUGAAGAGUUCUUCGCCAGAGAGGAAAGAUUAAGAAAGAUUUUAUUGAAGAAUAAUGGUACAUUGGGUCCUGAACAAUUGAAAGAGUUUUUAUCAAGUAAAACAGAUGGUGCUGAUACCGGUGAUGAAAACGAACAAGAUACUUCUAAACCAAAAUCAAAAGAAACUAUUAGUGACUCAGAAGAUGAUGAGUUAUCAGAGACUGAAGAACCGAAAAAGAAAAAUAUUACUUCUGAUAGAUUUGAUUCAGACUCAGAGAAUGAAGGAGAAAAAGAAGCUUCGAAAGAAGAUGAUAUAUCAAAAUCAAACUUAGCUGACGAUAGUGACCAGGAAAAUGAUUUUGAUCCAUUCGAUCUUGGUAUCAAUGAAAAACCGUCAGAAUUCACCAAUAAUACAAGUCUUUCGCAAAAAUCCAAUAAUGAUGAAAGCUCAAGAUCUUCUGAUACUGAAAAACACAUUGAAACUAUAAUUAUUGAAGAAGAUAACGAUUCAGAUGAUAUGGAUAUGUUACUAGGAGAUGAGGAUGAUGAAAUUGAUAUAAAAUCAGAAGAUGAACAACAAGAUAAAGUUGAUAUUGAUGAAGUUCCUGCACCAAGAAGAAAAGGGAAAGUAAUAUUUAGUGAUGACGAUGACGAAUAA
Molecule: messenger RNA, 3921 nt
Organism: Hansenula ciferrii
Lineage: Eukaryota; Fungi; Ascomycota; Saccharomycetes; Phaffomycetales; Wickerhamomycetaceae
Gene: TOF1
Product: Tof1p
Exons: 1
Coding region: 1-3921 (1306 amino acids)
Biological process (GO): DNA repair; DNA replication checkpoint signaling; replication fork arrest
Cellular component (GO): replication fork protection complex
Molecular function (GO): DNA binding
Source: RefSeq, a predicted model, not a curated record